Messenger RNA from Pelagomonas calceolata, 1135 nucleotides. Lineage: Eukaryota; Pelagophyceae; Pelagomonadales; Pelagomonadaceae. The record is from the annotation of a GenBank genome assembly.
CGCUAGCCCGCCGCUUUGCCAGCUCGUCUCUCUGGCGGCUAAAAGACCGGCUCGCACUCACCGGGCAGUCCAGAGAACCGCUGCUUCACCCCGCGCACGCCUGCGGACUCGCGGCGUAGCCGGAAAGGAGCGUUUACAGCCUCUGAGGCUCCCACAGCCCAAAUUCACGCCAUCGACGCGACAAGAAAGGACUCGCGCCGUCGCGGUGUGCAGCAUCUCAGCUCGAGCCCAGAGACAGCCCAAAUUCACGCCAUCGACGCGACAGCUACGGAGCGAUGGAGGAGGUCCGCGGCCUCGUGAAAACCCUCACGAAAGCCGACCAACCAGAACAGAUCGCCGACGUCCUGCGAGCAUUGGCCAAAGCACCGGUCACUGUCCCAAUUUUGCACGAGCUCAAGUGCGGCGCCGUCGUUUCUAAGUUGAGGAAGCACGAGAAUGAGAGCGUUGCUACCGAGGCCAAGUUACUCAUAAAGCAGUGGAAGGGUUUGGCCGCCGCUGCGGGCGUGCCUCAGACGAAGGCACCGGCACCACCCCCAAAAACACAUUCGUUCGCCGUCGAGGAUUUAGGAGACGCAACAAGGCAAGCGGCCCGAAAGAAGCUCCAGGCGACGCUAGGUGAAGAUGCGUCCGAUGCCGACUCGUACCCCGCCGCGGAGGCCGUAGAACUAGCUUUGCAUAGGAAGUGGCCCAACCUCGCAGUUCCCGAUCAAAAGAGAGACUACGUCGCGAAAUUACGACAAUUGUCGUUCAACCUGAAGAAAAACUCGGAAUUGCGAAGCGACGUCAAUUCUCGCAAGUUAACGCCCGAAAAACUACUCGAAUUGGAUGCUGAUCAAUUAGCCACGAAAGACAAGCAAGAAGAACGAAGAAAAAUGGCCGAAUAUCAGCACGACGCUAGAUCGCUAGACUGGGAACGAAAGAAUAGGGAUCGCAUGGACAAGUCGAUCGGGAUUGAUAAUAGCAAAACGAUGUACCCCUGCGGUAAGUGCAAGUCGACGAAGGUGUCGAACUACGAGAAGCAGACGCGGUCCGGCGACGAGCCCAUGACGCAGUUCUUCGAGUGCGCGGACUGCGGACAUCGUUGGCGCUUCUAGUAGUAGUCGGGUAUACAUACUAGGCUUCUCCUUCUUCGGGG